This is a messenger RNA of Amorphotheca resinae ATCC 22711, 1690 nucleotides long. RefSeq lists its product as hypothetical. Bases 1 to 1647 code for a protein of 548 amino acids. Gene Ontology annotation, biological process: carbohydrate transport; transmembrane transport. The transcript is spliced from 5 exons. Gene Ontology annotation, cellular component: membrane. The record is from RefSeq and is a predicted model, not a curated record. NCBI's taxonomy places the organism in Eukaryota, Fungi, Ascomycota, Leotiomycetes, Helotiales, Amorphothecaceae. Gene Ontology annotation, molecular function: carbohydrate:proton symporter activity.
AUGUCUGAGAAGGAGUUAGAACAUGAGGCUGUUGAGUUGGCGCCUCAAGCUAACCCUGAUAAACAUGAAGAGGUUGAGGUCAGGAUCGUCAGGGGGAAUGAGGCCUUCAACAAAGCAAUGCUCAAGGAGCCCCCCAAACCCUUCACCUUCCGAACAUCUCAGCUCUAUAUUGCUUGUUUAAUCGGGUUUCUUUGUGCAACUAUGAAUGGUUAUGAUGGAUCUCUAAUAAAUAACCUCCUCGAAAACAAGUGGUUCCUGUCCUACUACCAUGGACGAAACGCUGGAACUUGGGCUGGCAUCGUGACUUCCAUGUACCAGAUUGGCAGUGUCGUUGCUCUGCCCUUUGUUGGACCAGCGGCCGAUACCUAUGGACGACGAUUCGGAAUGUGGAUUGGAUGUCUCUGUGUCAUUCUCGGAACAAUCAUUCAGGGUGUGGCUACGAGUAGUCAAGGUGUUAAGCAAUUCAUGGGUGGUCGAUUCUUGCUUGGAUUUGGGGUCAAUAUUACAUCAGCUGCUGGACCUAUGUAUGUUGUCGAAGUCUCUCACCCCGCUUACCGCGGUAUUGUGACUGCCAUCUUCAACUGCUUUUGGUUCACUGGAUCGAUCGUCGCAUCAGGUGUGGCCCGUGGGGGUCUCAAUGAGGGAGGUAACUUAUCAUGGAGACUUAUCAUUUGGGUCCAGCUCAUGUUCUCAUGUAUCAUUUUCAUAUCCGCAUGGUUUCUUCCGGAAUCCCCAAGAUGGCUUUACGUCAACAACAAACAGGAAGCGUCCAAGGCUAUGCUUACCAAGUUCCAUGGAGACGGUAACCCGGAUAGCGAAUGGGUCAAGCUUCAGCUAAACGAGUACGAGGAAUUAUUGGAGAUGGAUGGCGCCGAUAAGAGAUGGUGGGACUAUAGGGCGCUCUUCAGAAGCAGAGCUACCUGCUAUCGGCUUUUCUGCAAUGUUUCUGUCACAAUCUUUGGCCAGUGGGCUGGUAAUGCUGUCUUGUCGUACUUCAUGGGUAAGGUCCUGACGACGAUUGGCAUCAGUAGUAAUAUCGGACAAGCGAACAUCACUUUAAUCAACAACUGUCAGCAAUUCUGUUGGGCGCUGCUGGGAGCUAACUUGGUGGAUCGUAUUGGUAGACGGCCCCUUCUUCUCUUCUCCAAUAUCGGCUGCUGUGUUGUCUGGCUCGCCAUGACAGUAUCAACUGCGUUAUACCAAGAGUCCAUCCCGUCACCCGGUGUCCCUGGGACUAACAAAGCUGCUGGUAUCGCAUCUCUCGCAUUCAUUUUUAUCUUUGGUGCUGUCUUCUCUGUAGGCUUCACUCCCCUCCAGGCUCUAUAUCCCGUGGAAGUUCUCUCGUUCGAGAUGCGUGCAAAGGGAAUGGGCUUCUCGGGCUUCGCUGUCGCUGCUGCUGGUCUCCUAAACCAAUUCGCCUGGCCCAUAUCCUUGGACAAGAUCGGAUGGCGCACAUAUAUAAUCUUUACAAUCUGGUGUGGGAUCCAAGCUGCUACUAUCUACUUCUUUAUUCCAGAGACCAAGAACCGCACGCUCGAGGAACUCGAUGAGAUCUUCAACUCCAGGAACCCAGUCAAGACAUCAAUCGCCAAGAAGAGACUUGGUUUCGAUGAGCACGGCGAGGUGGUCAAUAUCCAGGAUGCAUAAAGUGAUUAACCUUUCCUUGUGCGAAAGUGGCGAGGGGAAAGGG